Messenger RNA from Eruca vesicaria subsp. sativa (arugula), 939 nucleotides. The record is from the annotation of a GenBank genome assembly. NCBI's taxonomy places the organism in Eukaryota, Viridiplantae, Streptophyta, Magnoliopsida, Brassicales, Brassicaceae.
GUUAAGCCUUAAUGAAAUAUCUAUCUCUCUCUCUCUGUUAUGUGUUCUUUCUUGUAUAUAAAGACCUAAGCUGAAGCAACCCAAACACCAUUUAGAAGAUAAACUCUUUGUGACUAAAGUACAGAAAGUCUUUGAGAUCACAGGAAACUCUGCUUCUCAAAUCCACAGGUUUUAAGAAAAUGAGUCGAAGAAGUCCAAAGCCCGAGUUGAAGCUGAAUCUUUCGCAGCCUACGUCAAGCAGGAGGAGGGUUGUUCGAUCUCCAAGCCGCUCUGCGACGACUUCACCUACCUCACCGCAAAGCUCGUGCGUCUCUUCAGAGAUGAACCAGGAUGAGACCUCUGUGAGAUACUCAACAAGUCCAGAGACAAGCUCGAUGGUACUUGUCGGGUGUCCACGUUGUCUCAUGUACGUUAUGCUCUCACAAGACGACCCUAAAUGCCCUAAAUGCAAAAGCACCGUUCUUCUUGAUUUCAACCACGAAAACGCCUCAAACGCAAACGCUCCAGCCGCUUCUUCCUCUGGUCGCAAGACUCGGAGGAACUGAAUGAUCAGUAAAACCAAAAAAAUCUUCGUGUCUUUAUUUAUUUAUUUGCGAAUGUAGCUGUUGUUUACGAGAGUAGUGCUAUUUACGCUCCACUUUAUAAACUUGGAUAAGAAGGUAAGAGAUGAAACUAGGGUUUUCAUUCUCACUAAACUUCAAAUCAAAAAGGGUGGAGCGUGAAUAGCACUAACUUUCCUUUUUCGUAUCUUUUCUUAACAUUUUUCUACCAUUUGGUUAUCUAAUGGAAGAAGAAUCUAUCUGUAUGUGAAAAAUGUGUGUUAUUGUCUCCGUACUCUACUCCUGAGUUCUUAUAAAUCGUCUUAACCAUCCAUUUCUUGGCAACCCUCUUAACAAAAUCGAUGAUCUAAGUUAGAUUCCAAAUGUUUUUGGGAUACUC